AUGGGAGACUUUUCCUCGGGUCAGCUGCUGCACAAAGGGCACAGAGCCCAGAGGAGCUCCCCCAAAGACAGCCAGGCCCUGCCCCUCAUCCCGAACCCAGUGGUGUGUCUGGAAGCAGGGGACACGAUCCUUUUCCAGCUCAGCAUCAAUUCCCAGGAGCGUGCCUCCAGCCAUUACCCCGUCUACCAGAAGCAGCAUCUCUACAACAACAACCCAGGCUGGGAUUUCGGACCCUUCCGAAGGCUGGACCACCUGAUCCAGGAGACUCAGCUGAACAUCUCCUGGUUUGCCCAUGUUUUCCUGGAGCCCGGGACAUUUGUUUUCAGGGACAGCUCCGUUCAGGAGCACUUCCUGAUUGUGACAGUGAACGAAGCCAACGUGAGCUGUGACCCUGGGGCCGUGUCCUUCCAGCCCUCCUCCCUGUUCCAGCUAGCCAGACACGGCAUUCUGAAGAAGCAGGAUCUGAACUUGGCUCCCAGCUGGGCUGCAAUCACAGCGAUCCUCUUUGUCCUGGCCUUCCUCGUGGUGGUGCUGACUACCCUGGCCAUCAUAUUCCAACCUGCUGGCCCCAAAAUUAGCCCCCUGAAGAGCUGGAAGCCACGAUGGAGGAGCCUGGGGGAGCCACACAUCCCACCAGAGUACAUCCUCCUUAAGGACAGCCUCAAGUUCUAUCAGAUGCUUGGUCCUCGUGGAUCUGGAGAAGAUGCUGGCUCUGGAGAGAAAGGAGCAGUGCCUGGUGCAGGGAACAGCUUUACACGCGGGCUGCUGGAGGAUUUCAGUGUCCGCACCCUCUAUGACAAGCUGGAGGAUCAGAAUUUGCACCUGGCCUCUCAGCUGGCAAAGCACAGGAUGGACGUGCUGCUCUUCCACGACGGCAUCAGCCAGAGGAUCCAGAGCCUCGUGGACACGGUGCAAGCUCUGGACUGGGAAGCCCUGAAAACCUUUCCCAGGCCAGGGAUUUGUGGGCAGAAAGCUGCAGAGCAGAGCCGGGCAGCAGAGCUGAGGGAUGGACGCUGGAACAACUUCCAGCCAGGUGCCCCGUGGCAAGAGGUGACCGAGUUGAUGAGAGCUCUGGAAACGCUGCUUGGGGAUGCUCCUGGUGGGAACAGAGCUGCAAAUCCACAGAUGGAGCUCAAGAUCCAGGCACAGGCUGCAGCGGGAGCUGUACCCUCCCUGCACAGCCUGGGCAGUGAAAAUAAACCAGAAGAGCAGGAUCCUGAGCUGCCUCAGCUUUGGGAUCUGUUCAGCAGGAAAGAUGCUUUUUCCAGCCUGCCUGGGCACGAGCAGCACGGUUUAGAUCUCCAGUUGGUUUAUCUGACUGAGCUGGAGGUAGAGGGUCUGGUGGCAGCUUCCCCCCUUGCCAAGACCCUGUGUGACAUCAAGGAAGCUUUGGUGAACUUGCGGCACCCCUCAGCCCUUGACAGCAAACAUCAAAGCAGCCUGGGGAGCUCAGGCCUCCUCUGACUGCUGGAUUCCUGGGGUGAAGCCCUGCAGCUGGAACAAAGAGGAGCUGCACUCUCAGAGCACUGAAGGGACAGAAGCAG
Molecule: messenger RNA, 1544 nt
Organism: Hirundo rustica (Barn swallow)
Lineage: Eukaryota; Metazoa; Chordata; Aves; Passeriformes; Hirundinidae
Exons: 12
Coding region: 1-1464 (487 amino acids)
Source: RefSeq, a predicted model, not a curated record